UGUGACCUUUUUUUGCUACCAGGAAACGAAUGUAAACAUAGCAAUCGGAAGAGAAACGCGAAUGCAUUCGCAUAAUUCUACAAAAAAUCUCUCGAUGCUGGGUGCUAAAUACGAUUUUGCAGCACUGGGCGAAAUGGGGUUAGCUGGAAUAUAUGAUUGCCAAUUCUAGGAAAGGUUUAACGCAGUAGCUAGGACUGAGGCAGGCUAAUCGCUCGAUAAACCGACACACAUCCACUUCGGGGUGCAGAGAAUUUGCAACAAGCGGAUGACAUGUCGGCAGACUGUUCUUCUGCCAACCAGGAAGAACCUAAUGCUGUUGUUGGAAACAUAUUGGUGCAGUUCACAUAGGUCCAGGCAUGUUUGCCAUAAGGGCACCUGAGGAGGAGUCCUCAGAGAUGGUGGAGGAGAUGGACACGUCAGAGGCUGUCUGGUGCUGGUAUUACCUCGCUGAAUGUGGAGUGUGGCACAUGUUUGAGAUUGAUCCAAGUGCUGCAUGCUCUGUGACCAGUGAGCAGAUAGAACAGAAUUACAGCAGGAAUCAACACGGUGUCAUGGAGUUUUACACCGCCAAGUACACCUACAGACUGGACUUCUCAGUCAUGAAGCAGAUCAAUGUCACAACCGGGAAACAACGGCCAAUCAAACGGGCAUUCCACUCUGCCACUGGCUUUAGGUUCAUUUGUGAUAAUCUGGCCCUGCCGGUGCCCUGCCACUGGGAGAGAAUAAAUACAGACGAGCCUUAUCAGCUCGUCUCAUUGGCCAGAGAUACUUAUGAAUUCAAGGAAGUGGUCAGACUCUAUGAAAGGACCAUGUGUCACCCUAUCAAAUCUAUUCAGAGGAUACAGAACCUGGAUCUGUGGGAGUUCUUUUGCAGGAAAAAACAACAAUUGCGCAAGAUAAAGCGAGUUGUGGACAUUGAGGAGAAAAUGUUAUUUCAUGGCACAGGCCACAGCAACGUGCAGGCUAUAUGCACAUAUAACUUUGACUGGAGGCUAACUGGGAGCCAUGGGGACGUCUAUGGCAGAGGGAGUUAUUUUGCCCGAGACGCCAAGUAUUCUAGCAAAUUCUGCCUUACGACGGGGAAACAUAACUUUGCCUUGCAGAAGCACGGACUAGCCCCGCCGAUAUUUUCAAGCGAGCCUCCAUAUAAGACCAUGUUCCUGGCCAGAGUGCUGGUCGGCGAGUCCACGUUAGGCAAUCCGCUGUUCUGCCGACCGCCAUCCAAGGACAUGAGCUACAGCAACUUCUUUGACAGCUGUGUGGACGACCUCGCCAACCCAAAGAUCUACGUCAUCUUCGACUGCAACCAGAUUUACCCAGAGUAUCUCAUUGAGUUCUACUGACGCCUAUGGGGUGAUCAGGGACGUUAUCACACAAUGUAUAGGGGGUGGAUUUUUUUUACCAGGACGGGAUUGGGAUUCAGAAACAUCAGGGGAGGGGGUCAAGAGAGGAGGGACUCAAUGGACGGCCAUGAUGACUUCCCGCUGUUUGAUUCAAGGCCUGACUGGGACUUGGAUCAUAAGAUGUGCCUUAAUGGAUUACUAUGGCAGAACAAGGAAGACCAUACAAGAAGACUAUGUUUCUAUAAAAGCUGUAGAGUUCGUAAAGAGUGGUUUGUCUAUUUACUGUGUUUAGAGACUUGUGGGUCGGAGAGGGCGAGAGUUGGCGUAUUUGAAAAACAGAAAAGUAACUGCACACUGUUUGAGUGUUCCCGAAAUGGAUUAGCAAUGUUUCAAGGCAGGAUCACCUUGUGUUGUCGAAACGUUGCGGAUACGUUUCGGGAGCGUUCUAACAGUGUGCAGGUAUUCUUUUUUUCUUUUCCUUUGACUGUUUAGGUCCAACAUGACCAUAGUCAAGCAAAGCUAAAAAGUGCAACACACUUCUAAUGAGGAUGUAGACUGAAUAACUACUUUGGUGACCAGGAUGCAAUAACUCACUAUUACAAGUGAAGUCGCCAACAUAAAGUAAACAAAUGUUUGACUUGCCCUACUCCUGUAUACAAGGACCUGAUUUCAUAGAUAGACAUUGAAUAAGUAGGUGUAUCCAAACGUUUGACUGGAACUGUGUAUAAGGGAUAUAUUCAUUGUAACUGUACAGUAAUCUGCUCUUGUAAUAUUUUCUACAUUGUAGAAUAAUAGUGAAGACAUCAAAUCUAUGAAAUAACACAUAUGGAAUCAUGUAGUAACCAAAUAAGUGUUAGAAGAAUCUAAAAUAUAUUUUGAUUUGUUUAAGUAGCCACCCUUUGCCUUGAUGACAGUUUUGCACACUUUUGGCAUUCUCUCAACCAGCUUCAUGAGGAAUCAUUUUCCAACAGUCUUGAAGGAGUUCCCACAUAUGCUGAGCACUUGUUGGCUGCUUUUCCUUCACUCUGUGGUCCAACUCAUCCCAAACCAUCUCCAUUGGGUUGAGGUUGGGUGAUUGUGGAGGCCAGGUCACCUGAUGCAGCACUCUAUCACUCUCCUUCUUGGUCAAAUAGCCCUUAUACAGUCAUUGUCCUGUUAAAAACAAAUGAUCGUCCCACUAAGCGCAAACCAGAUGGGAUGGUGUAUCGCUGCAGAAUGCUGUGGUAGCCAUGCUGGUUAAGUGUGCCUUGAAUUCCUAAAUAAAUCACAGACCGUGUCACCAGGAAUGCACCAUCACACCUCCUCCUCCAUGCUUCACGGUGGGAACCACACAUGCGGAGAUCAUCCGUUCACCUACUCUGUCUCACAAAGACACAGCGGUUGUAACAAAAAUGUGGACUAAAAUUUGGACUCAUCAGACCAAAGGACAGAUUUCCACCGGUCUAAUGGAAACCGGUGGAAUUGCUCAUGUUUCUUGGCCCAAGCAAGUCUCUUCUUCUUAUUGGUGUCCUUUAGUACUGUUUUUUUUGCAGAACUCUGAGAGGCAUUUAUUUGGGCUGCAAUUUCUGAGGCUGGUAACUAAUGAACUUAUCCUCUGCAGCAGAGGUAACUCUGGGUCUUCCAUUCCUGUGGCGGUCCUCAUGAGAGCCAGUUUCUUCAGAGCGCUUGAUGGUUUUUGUGACUGCACUUGAAGAAACUUUAAAAGUUCAUCAUGUCUUAAAGUAAUGAUGGACUAUCGUUUCUCGUUGCUUAUUUGAGCUGUUUAUGCCAUAAUAUGGACUUGUCACAACACAACUGAUUGUCUCAAAUGCGUUAAGAAGGAAUUAAAUUCCACAAAUUAACUUUUAACAAGGCACACCUGUUCAUUGAAAUGCAUUCCAGGUGACAACCUCAUGAAACUGGUUGAAAAGGAUUCCUCAUGAAGCUGGUUGAGAGAAUGCCAAAAGUGUGCAAAGCUGUCAUCAAGGCAAGGGGUGGCUACUUUGAAGAAUCUCAAUUAUAAAAUAUAUUUGGAUUUGUUUAACACUUAUUUGGUUACUGCAUCAUUCCAUAUGUGUUAUUUCAUAAUUUUGAGGUCUUCACUAUUAUUCUUCAAUGUAGAAAAUAGUAAAAAUAAAGAAAAACCCUCGAAUGAGUAGAUGUAUCCAAACUUUUGGCUGGUACUGUAUAUAUAAUAAAUAUAGUUACCAAAGAAAUUGGAAUUCUAGGAAAACUCGAUAGAUUUCACAUAGAGUUGCUCCAAUUCUAACUGAACAGACAAUGCAAACACUGCAAUUGUACUAUCACAUCAUAUCAUGCAUGAGGCUUAUAGUCAGCUCGUCUCUGUGUACUGUACUGUUGCAGAUGCAUUUUCUAAAUGAAAGCUAGGUUAUUGGCCUAGCUAGUGUUGCUAAGCUAAGAAACUGGAUGAAUCUCUUUGGGGACCGUUUGUGCAAGUCAAGUGAUUGAUUGCCUGAGUUAAUUGAGGCCAAGAUGGCUUUUAAAGGCCAAUAUGUCUUAAAAUCUACUGCUUUCUCCUUCACCGCUAUUGGUACCACGAUCUGACAAUGCAGUAGGCUACCUGUAUAUGUGUGCUGUAUGUAGUUGAUAUAUGCAUGAUAAGCACUCUCUUACCCCUUAAACAAUCUACCUCCCUCAUUCUGCACAUUGUACAUUGUUCAAGAAGGAAAUACCCCCAUGAAGAUUUUCUUGAGCUGAAUUAAAAUGGUCUUUCCUCUUAAUGAGAGGGUGUCAAACUAUGUCAUAAUGACAGUAUUUUCGUGUUCAUUUAAAGUCAUGAAAUGUUGGUCAGUACUUCAUGUCCUCUGCUUUGAUGUAUAAACUUGAUAUGGGCUUGAUUUAGGCCUACUGUUGUAAUACACUGUAAAUAAACAAAAAUGUUAUAUGUGUAUGUUUA
Messenger RNA from Oncorhynchus masou masou (cherry salmon), 4239 nucleotides. RefSeq names its product protein mono-ADP-ribosyltransferase PARP11-like. Lineage: Eukaryota; Metazoa; Chordata; Actinopteri; Salmoniformes; Salmonidae. Gene Ontology annotation, cellular component: nucleus. The record is from RefSeq and is a predicted model, not a curated record. The transcript is spliced from 9 exons. Gene Ontology annotation, molecular function: NAD+-protein mono-ADP-ribosyltransferase activity; NAD+ poly-ADP-ribosyltransferase activity. Bases 357 to 1343 code for a protein of 328 amino acids.